AUGGCUCACGCAGCGAGCUCCACCAACCUCUCCGUUGAGAACCUCUUCUCGUUCAAGAACCAUGUCGUUCUUGUCACCGGUGGUGCUACAGGCCUCGGCGAAAUGGCCGCCCAAGGUUUCGUCCAAAACGGCGCCCGCGUCUUCAUCGCCAGCCGCAAAGAAUCCGAAUUGAAAUCCACUUCCUCCCGCCUGAACUCCCUCGGACCCGGCAAAUGCGAGUACAUCGUCGCCGACCUCAAGGACAAAGCCGGCGCCGACGCUCUCUGUGCUGAGGUGAAGAAGCGUACCGACCGAUUGACCGUCCUGGUCAACAACUCUGGUGCGACUUGGGGAGCACCAUACGACGACUUUCCCGAAUCCGGCUGGGAUAAACUCAUGGCGCUGAAUGUCAAGUCCAUCUUUUACACCACCGUCGGUUUGGACGCUCUUCUCAAAAAGGGCGCGACGGCUGCUAACCCUUCCCGCGUCAUCAACAUCGCUUCUAUGGCGGGUAUCCAGACCAUCGACGUGACCGUCGGUUCGGAGGGAGGCCUAGCCGCUCCGGGAAGUGGGACUUUCUCGUACGGACCGAGUAAAGCAGCAUGUAUCCAUUUGAGCAAGCUGCAGGCGAGUAAAUUGAUGAAGGAUCACGUUACUGUGAAUUGUAUUUGUCCUGGCGCCUUCCCCUCCAAAAUGACAGCUUUCGGCUUCGACAAGGCCAUGGACACGCUUCUUUCCGGCCAGCCGAGUGGACGUGUGGGCACACCCGAGGAUUUCGCGGGUUUGGUGCUGUUUUUGAGCAGUUUGGGGGCGGCGCAUAUGACGGGGAAUGUGUUGGAGGUGGAUGGUGGGAGCACGUUGAGUGGGUUUAGGGGGAAGGCGAAGAGGAGGGCGGAUCAGAAGUUGUAG
Molecule: messenger RNA, 888 nt
Organism: Zymoseptoria tritici IPO323
Lineage: Eukaryota; Fungi; Ascomycota; Dothideomycetes; Mycosphaerellales; Mycosphaerellaceae
Exons: 4
Coding region: 1-888 (295 amino acids)
Source: RefSeq, a predicted model, not a curated record